Molecule: messenger RNA, 2745 nt
Organism: Stegastes partitus (bicolor damselfish)
Lineage: Eukaryota; Metazoa; Chordata; Actinopteri; Pomacentridae
Product: zinc finger and BTB domain-containing protein 12
Exons: 5
Coding region: 313-2028 (571 amino acids)
Biological process (GO): regulation of transcription by RNA polymerase II
Molecular function (GO): protein binding; RNA polymerase II cis-regulatory region sequence-specific DNA binding; DNA-binding transcription factor activity, RNA polymerase II-specific
Source: RefSeq, a predicted model, not a curated record
AUCGGAAAUCAGCGUGCGUGCUCCGUAUUGACCAGCGGCACCGAGGAUAAACUUCGCACGGAAACCGAUUCAAAGUCAGCUCGGCGGCGACACACCAGCGGCUUGUGUUUGUUGUCACGAGAUGUGCUUCCUCCAAAAAAGGCCGAAAAGUAAACAGAAAUCGAGGUAGUAGCGAACGGCGGCUGGAGGGAUGAACAGACACCAAUGGACGACUAGCAUCACCUCGGUUGAGCCGUUAAACCGAGCCCGAAUUGUUUGAUUUUUUUAAGAGAGCUCACAAAGACAUCCAACGGAGAGAGAGGCGAAGACAAAAUGGAGAUAGUGUGUUUCCGGUUACCGGGCCACGGGGACAAAACCCUGAAGCACAUGAACUCGCUGAGGUAUCGCCAGCAUUUCUGUGACAUCACCAUCAUUGCCAGCAACAACCAGAUAUUCAGGGGACACAAGGUCGUGCUGGCUGCCUGCUCACCCUUCCUGCGGGACCAGUUCCUCCUCAACCCGUCACCCAAGCUUCAGGUGUCGAUGCUGUACAGCUCCUCAGUGGUGUGCGACCUGCUUCAGUCGUGCUACACCGGCAUCCUGCAGUUCAACCCAGAGGAGAUUGUCAACUACCUGACUACUGCCAGUUACCUUCAGAUGGAGCACAUCGUGGCGCGCUGCAGAGGAGCGCUCGAGAAAUAUGUGCAGCUGAAGAAUCCCGGUCUACCAAAGAUGGCUGCAGAGGAGAGCCAGGCCAGACCGGUGAUCAUCAGCGGCAGCAUGCAUUCUGUUGGGUCGCCUCCCCAGAGCCGACCUUCACCUGCGCAGCCACACAGUCCAGCUGUACGCUCAGCAGAGGAGAACAACGAUGAUAUCUCUGCUCAGGGCAGCAGUCAGCCCCAUGACAGUCCUGUGCUGGAUGAUCCAUGUAUCAAGGUUCCUGGAUCAGAUGAGGAGGACGAGGCCAGACAGGAGGACUACGACGUGUUCAGAGUUUACAUCUCUGAGGAAGAGCAGAUGAACAGAGACAGAGAGAGAGACAAAGGAGCUCACGCUGAUGGGCCUCAGGAUGCUUGUUACCCAGAGACAGAAGGAGUUUUGAUUGGAGAAGGCGGUGAAUACGACUUCAACCCCGUAGAAGAUCUCAGCUCUGGAGGACUUUCAGCCGAGACUCUCCGUGCUUUCAGGCGCAGACUGUCGGACUCUAAGAUGGGCCGGGGCAGAGGAAAGGGCAGGGGGAGAGGUUUUAAAAGGAGAAGGUGGGUGUCAUCUCAGGAGAAAAGACCUUCUGCCUUGGCUGCGCAUCAGGAUUUAUGGUACCUCACAGCUGCGGGAUUGGGAGGGGGUUUUGGGCUGGACUUCAGCCAAGAAGGACUUAAGACAGCAGGUUACGUGUCCGUUGAACUUCCACAGUUAGACUUCGGCAUGGGCGAUGCUUCUGGGGAAAAGGUCUCACCAAUGGCAGCAAACAGUUUGAACCAGUUUUCCCUGGAGGACUCUAGUUGCAGUGCAGGUGAAGGGGGUUCAGGGUUAAACGCUGUUGGAGCAAACGAGGGAGGGGACGAGUCCGUCGCUGUGGUGGGGUCUACUUCCAGUGUAGUCGGCCCAGUAAUCUGUGAGCACUGCGGCAUGACUUUCCCAUCAGCCCACUCCCUGGCCGUCCACUCCCGCUCCACUCACCUGCUGUACGCCUGUCCCUGCUGCGGCAAACACUUCCACCACUCGGUCAACCUCACCCGACACAUGGCUGUGCACCAAGGAGCCGGCAAAACGCACCAGUGCCCCCUGUGCUACAAGACUUUCACUCAGAAAUCCACCCUGAUAGACCACAUGAACCUCCACAGUGGCGAGCGGCCGCACCGUUGCGCAUACUGCCACGCCCGCUUCGCCCACAAGCCGGCCUUACGACGCCACCUGAAGGAGCAACAUGGUAAAACCACGGGGCAGAACUCCCUACAUGAGCAGGAGGAGAGGGAGCGGGCGAACGGAACAGCUGGGAGGAUACGAGAGGAGGAGCAAGAAUGUCUGGUUACUGAACAAGUGUCAUAGACCAAAGCGUCGUAAGACCUGAAGCUCUUCAGGUUUGACAGUUUACUUCAGUUAGAUUUGGACAAGCAGUCCAGUGAUCAGUCUGUAGGGUCCCAAUGUGGAUAUUAGGAAAGCGCUAAAAAUGACUGUGAUGCCUUUAAAUUCUCUGACUGCCAACAUAAGAGCUCUUAUAAAUGAAAUGUGUUAGGUUUUUGCAUAAAAAUGUGAAUACUAAACAAUGGCUGCUUUUGAAAUGACUGAGACAUCAGGCCAUUUUUUAGUGACUUACUGACUUGUCAUAGAAGGAAAACAGAGGUGUUAACAUUAUUGAUGGCUCUAUUUAAUUGUUGCCCCUGUAAGCUGAAUCAAUAUGAAAGAUACCAAGACCCUGAAACCAAAGCCAAUAAGUACAAUUUAAUCAUACUUAUUUUUAAUAUUUACAGCUGUGUUUCUCCGACUGUGUCAACUUAAAGGCUUGAUUUUAACAUCUUAAGAACAGUUUGACUCAGAACUGUAAAUAAAAGAAUCGAAAAGUGUCCUCUCUGCUUAGUUGCCUGUGUGUUAGUUCUUGUGCACAGGCGUUUCCACAUAUGUUGCCUGAUUGGACCUCAGACUGAGCCUGAGAAACAUCUCUCAAUAUGCUUUUGAUGAAGAUGUGUAAAAUAUGUGAAGGUCUGAUGUGACUUAUUCCUCUGUUGCAAAACAUUGUUCAGGAAAUAAAGUCUGAAAGUGUGAACA